Molecule: messenger RNA, 3638 nt
Organism: Heterocephalus glaber (naked mole-rat)
Lineage: Eukaryota; Metazoa; Chordata; Mammalia; Rodentia; Bathyergidae
Gene: Xpnpep2
Product: X-prolyl aminopeptidase 2
Molecular function (GO): metalloaminopeptidase activity
Source: RefSeq, a predicted model, not a curated record
UUGGGUCCACCACGUGUGAGCCCGCCCCCGCAUGCGGCCCCGCCCCCUCGUCCUCUCCAUCUCCCAUUGGCUCAGUUGGCCAGCCUCUCCGCCUAUAGGCUUUCCCCUGAUUUCCGGACUCUGGACCCCCUGUUUCUUAUUAACAUGCAUCAUUCCAGUGGGGCAGUUGUAUAACACAACUAACAGACCAGGAAGUUUAUCAUGUCCCCCACUUUCUACUUUGGCUCUCUACUCUCGCCCUAGGGCCUGGAAAGCCGCCCCGGGAAGGAAGGAGGGGGGAGGAAAAGUGAGAAAGAGGGAGGGGCAUCCCCUGGCUGGUGUUUGGCUGAGGCUCAGCAGAAGCUAGGCAGAGGCUGGGAGGAAAAGGGAGGAGGGAGGAAGUCAGUGGGCUAGAAGAGCCACCGGAAGCACGAGAGAAGGAGACCUCUAGGCUAUGAAGACUGGAAGGCCCAGCAGGUUGGAGCCAAAGGGGAUCAGGUGGUCAGCUUCCAGGCUGGAGACCAGAGUGAUUCUGAACUGGAGUGGGGCUUAAAGAUCUUCUACAGGCAGGGAUGGUCCCGAAGUGUGAAGAGGUGAGCCGGCAUCACCUUCCAGUUACUGCGGUCAAUACCACAGCGCGGCUCUCAGCCCUCCGCCAGCAGAUAGAGGCCUGGAAUCUCUCUGCCUACAUCAUCCCAGACACGGAUGCCCACAAGAGUGAAUACAUUGGCAAACAUGAUGAGAGGCGUGCAUGGAUUACAGGCUUCAAGGGGACUGCAGGUACUGCAGUAGUGACUAUGAGGAAAGCAGCUGUCUGGACUGACAGUCGCUACUGGACUCAGGCGGAGCGGGAGAUGGACUGCAAUUGGGAUCUCCAUAAAGAAGUUGGUAUUACUCUUAUUGUCUCCUGGCUGCUGGCUGAGAUUCCUGCUGGAGGACGUGUGGGCUUCGACCCCUUCCUCAUCUCUUUAGACUCCUGGAACAGUUAUGACAUGAACCUCCAGGGCUCCAACAUACAGCUGGUAUCCAUCACAACCAACCUUGUAGACCUGGUGUGGGGCUCAGAGAGGCCCCUGGUACCGAGCGAACCCAUCUAUGCCCUGGAAACGGCAUUCACAGGGAGCACUUGGCAGGAGAAAGUAUCCAACAUCCGAAGCCAGAUGCAGAAGCAUAGCAAGGCUCCGACCGCUGUCCUUCUGACAGCACUUGAUGAGACGGCCUGGCUCUUCAAUCUUCGCAGCAGUGACAUCCCCUAUAACCCCUUCUUCUAUUCCUACACACUGCUCAUGGACUGUUCCAUCAGGUUAUUUGUAAACAGGAGUCGCUUUAGUCCUGAGACCCUGCAGUACCUGAACUCUGGCUGCACAGAGCCCAUGUGUGUGCAACUUGAGGACUACAGCCAAGUCCGUGACAGCGUCCAGGCCUAUGUCUCAGGAGAUGUGCGGGUCUGGAUUGGGACCCAAUACACCAUGUAUGGGCUCUAUGAAGUGAUACCUGAGGAGAAACUCGUGGCAGAUACCUACUCCCCAGUGAUGAUAACCAAGGCGGUGAAGAACAGCAAGGAGCAAGCCCUCCUCAAGGCCAGCCAUGUUCGGGACGCUGUGGCCGUGAUCCGGUACUUGGUCUGGCUGGAGAAAAACGUGCCCAAAGGCACAGUGGACGAGUUCUCAGGGGCAGAGUUCAUGGACCAGUUACGAGGAAAGGAAGACUUCUUUUCCGGACCCAGUUUCCAGACCAUCUCUGCUAGUGGCCUGAAUGCUGCCCUUGCCCACUACAGCCCGACUAAAGAGCUGAACCGCAAACUGUCCUCAGAUGAGAUGUACCUGGUGGAUUCUGGGGGACAAUACUGGGACGGAACCACAGACAUCACCAGAACAGUCCACUGGGGUACACCCUCUGCCUUCCAAAAGGAGGCGUACACCCGAGUGUUGAUGGGAAACAUUGAUCUGUCCAAGCUUAUCUUUCCUGCUGCUACAUCAGGGCGUGUGCUGGAAGCUUUUGCCCGAAAAGCCUUGUGGGAUGUUGGGCUUAAUUAUGGCCAUGGAACAGGCCAUGGCAUUGGCAACUUCUUGUGUGUGCAUGAGUGGCCAGUGGGAUUCCAGACCAUCAACAUUGCCAUGGCCAAGGGCAUGUUCACUUCCAUCGAACCUGGAUACUAUCACGAUGGAGAAUUUGGGAUCCGUAUUGAAGACGUGGCCCUUGUGGUGGGAGCAAAGACCAAGUACCCAGGAUCCUACUUGACCUUUGAAGUGGUGUCCUUCGUGCCCUAUGACCGCAACCUCAUUGAUGUCAGCCUGCUGUCCCCUGAGCAGCUCCAGCACCUGAAUCAAUACUACCAGGUCAUCCGAGAGAAGGUGGGCCCAGAGCUGCAUCGACGCCAGUUGCUGGAAGAGUUCGAGUGGCUACAGCGGCACACAGAGCCCCUGUCUGCCAGGGCUCCACACACAGCCUCUUGGGCCUCUGUGCUGGUGGCCUCUACUCUUGCCAUACUCAGCUGGAGUAGCUAAAGGCUCCUGAUUCCCUGCUAACCCUUCACCUGGAUGUAAGACUCACUCAGCUCCCCUCUGCCUGAACCACGCAUGCCCCAAGAACCCCUACCCACCCGUCACUGGAAACCAUUGCCCUCAGCUUCCUCCAGACCAGGCCCCAGGCAGCACAUCUCCCCCACAGGAUCUGUAUGCCUCCCCCUGGACUCCCAACCCCAGCCCUGGGAUAGUGGAGCCAACCGGUGCCUUCCUCUAGUGGGCACAGCUUGUUAUACAGCUGCUGUCCCUUCCCACAAAUGAAAGACCAAAAGGGCAAAACCCCUAACCCCAGGGGCUCCCUGGCCCAGGGAGAGCCCUCCCCUAUCACCAACUGCUGGAGAGCUCCAGAUCUCUUCCACUCUGUAGGCUGCCUCUGGCCACCCCCACCUGCCCCUAGUCCUACCGUGGCCUCCAGGCUACAGCCCCUGAGGCUGAAAAGACAAGGCUCCCUCCAAGUUGCCCGUUGUACCUGUAGAGGAAGGGGAAGCAAGGGUGGCUGCAUCCUCUAGUUGUAGACUGCCAGCCUAGGACUGGAGAGAACAGACCAGUCAGAGGCAGAGUGGGCCUGCAGCCAGAGACCAGCCAGGAGCUCACACCCAUGUGAGAGCCCAUCGCUCCUAAACCCUGAGUGCACUCCACUCCAAGGGACAGCAUAGGGCACUUAGGUGCAGUAACCUGGCUAUGGGUAGAAGGGAAUGUGGCCCUACCAGAGAUUGAGGAACAGCCUAAGCCAGUGCACAGGGAGCCCCUCCAACUUUUGAAAUUGCAGCCACAGACAAUGCUAUUAAAUCUUCCCAUGUGCUUGGAUGGCCCUUGACCCUGUGUGGGCCGUCUGCUUUCCCCAUUUUUCAGACAGGGAAACUGAGCUUCAGACAGGAGGGGAGCCCUGCCCCAGGCCACACAGCAUGAGAUUGAGAGGUGGCAGGGCCAGAUGGGCGAGCAGCCUAGCUCCCUUGCCCUCCAGCAGCAUGUAGAACCUCUUAACCUGCCCGCAGCCCUCUCCUCAUUCUCUGAGCCAACUGUUGGGGUGAGAAGAGUUUUCUCUAGCCUCGGUCAGGCCAGCCAGAGUGCCUGCCUGCCGUUAGCCACCUGGGCUCACAUCCUGCUAGAUGCUUAAAACAAUCUUGCAAAGUU